Messenger RNA from Brenthis ino (lesser marbled fritillary), 1695 nucleotides. NCBI's taxonomy places the organism in Eukaryota, Metazoa, Arthropoda, Insecta, Lepidoptera, Nymphalidae. The record is from the annotation of a GenBank genome assembly.
AUGCGGCUGACUGUUCGUUUACUGUCCUCAGUUGUUAAAAAAAGACCUUUCUUUAUUACGACUCCGAUAUUUUAUGUGAAUGCUGCGCCACAUUUGGGCCACUUAUACUCAGCAGUAGUGGCAGAUGCAAUACAGAGAUUUGAAAAACUAACUAAUCCAGACUGCAAUGUUAUAUUUAGUACAGGCACAGAUGAACAUGGGACUAAAAUACAACAAGCAGCUGCAAAAGCAAAUCUCCCAUUAUAUGAAUAUUGUAAUAAUAUUUCAAAGGAGUAUAGAGAUCUGUUUAAAGAAUUUGAAGUAGAAUAUACAGAUUUUGUAAGAACUACUGAGGAAAGGCAUAAGAAAGCAGUAAGGCAUUUUUGGCGUACAUUAGUAAAAAGAGAUUACAUUUAUAAAGCCAAAUAUUCAGGGUGGUAUAGUGUCAAUGAUGAAGCAUUUGUGCCCGAGGCUCAUACAAGGGAUGAAGUCACAAAAGAUGGCAAGGUAAAAGUUUCAGUAGAGUCUGGUCACAGAGUGGAGUGGACGGAGGAAACAAAUUACAUGUUCAGACUUAGUGCUUUCAAAACUCAUUUACAGCAAUGGCUAAAACAGGAUGGUGUGAUAACCCCUAGCAAGUUUCAAAAGCAAUUACAAGAUUAUCUCUCUAAUGAAAAGUACUUCCCCGACAUAUCUGUCAGUCGACCUUCCAGUAGAGUGCAUUGGGCUAUACGAGUCCCUGAUGAUGAAGAGCAAAGCAUCUACGUGUGGCUGGACGCUCUCAUCAAUUAUCUGACAGUAUGCGGAUAUCCGGACAAGGAUAGAGUGCACUCGGAUAGGAUAUGGCCAGCUGACGUACACGUCGUGGGCAAGGAUAUACUGAAGUUCCACGGUAUCUACUGGCCGGCGUUCCUGAUGGCAGCGGGCUGGCACCCGCCGCGCCGGCUGGUGGCGCACGCGCACUGGACGGUGGCCGGCGCCAAGAUGUCCAAGUCGCUAGGCAACGUGGUGGCGCCGCGCGCCGCGCCCGCGCCCCACGCGCUGCGCUACGUGCUGCUGAGAGAAGCUACACUUGCCGACGAUGCUAGUGAGAUUUCUUUAAAUUCUGAAUAUUUUACCACACAAAACUACACAGAGACGAAGCUGAUCAACAUCGCGAACUCGGAGCUGGCGGACACGCUGGGCAACCUGGCGGCGCGCGCGGCCGGCGCCGCCCUCAACCCGCGCGCCGAGUUCCCCGCGCUGCACCCGCACGGCCUGCGCCGCGCCGCGCGCCGCGACCUCGUGGCCGACCUGCUGCGCAAGGUGGAGGCCUUGCCUGAGACAUGCCACAAACACUUCUCAAACUACCAGUUCUACAAAGCAGUGGACGCCGUCAUCCACGUGCUGCACCACACCAACCUGUUCUUCGAGACCAUGAAACCCUGGGAACUAAAGAAGAAACCAGAAUGUCAGAAGGAACUAGACGUGAUCCUCCACGUAACCCUGGAAACCCUCAGAAUUUGCUCUAUCAUCCUACAACCAAUCAUACCGAGUUUGAGUACAAAGUUAUUGGAUAAAUUACAAAUACCUAAAGAGUGUAGAAGCUGGCAACAUUGCGAGACUCCCUCGUGGCUGCAAGAAGGGGUUAUAUCUGAGACGAAAAAUAUACAAAGUGGGAAAUUUGUUCUUUUCCCGAGGAUAUAUGUGGACAAGGAAAAGAAGAAGGCGAGCGGG